CGCACGCCAGACCAUUAAGGUGAUGCAAUCUUGUAUUAAACGGGCUAUUGUAACACGCAGUUGUUAUUGUAGAAAACAGGCGGCAAUCCUCAACGUUUACACACUAGGCAAUUGUGCACAACUUGACAAGUCUUCUACCCACAUUUUUAUACUACCCAACUUUUAACAAAGGGCGGGCCAUUGGGAAGCUGGAGCACAGCAGGUCUUGUUGGAUCAUUAGCUAGGAAAUGAGAUUCUUCUCCUGGCAGCGAUAGUGAAAUAGCGCGGCCGCCAGGCGCUUUACCCUGGCGGCCGAUAGUUACUUGCACGGGACAGCUUAACAGCGCUGCUGGCUUUGCUCGCGGCGUACGGGGAAUUGAGCGGCAGCAGCAUCUUGGCAGCAGCAACCGUGUAACACACCAGCCAUGGCUAUCUCAGCCAUCUUCUUUCUUGAUAUCAAGGGGCGGAUCAUCAUCUUUCGCGAUUACCGCGGGGAUGUGUCGCCCAAGUAUGCGGAGAAGUUCAUGUCCAAAAUCAACGAAAUGGAGGAGGCCGGCAAGCUUAGCCCCGUCAUCUACGACGACGGCGUCACCUACCUCUAUCUCCAGGUAGCCAACCUCUACCUGCUCGCCGUCACACGCACCAACGUGAACGCCUGCUCGGCGCUGGUGUUCCUGCAUCGCCUGGUGGAUGUGUUCAAGCACUACUUCCAGGAGCUGGAGGAGGAGUCCUUGCGUGACAACUUUGUCAUCGUCUACGAGCUGCUGGAUGAGGUGAUGGACUUUGGCUACCCGCAGUUCACGGAAGCCAAAAUCCUGGCGGAGUACAUCAAGACGGAUGCCUACAAAAUGGAGACCGCGGUUAAGCCGCCCAUGGCGGUAACCAACGCCGUAUCCUGGCGUAUGGAGGGUAUCCGUCACAAGAAGAACGAGGUGUUCCUGGACGUGGUAGAGAGCGUCAACCUGCUGGUCAGCAGCACGGGCCAAGUGGUGUUGUCGGAGGUGGUGGGCGUGCUCAAAAUGCGCGCCUACCUGUCCGGCAUGCCCGAGUGCAAGCUGGGCCUCAACGACAAGGUCCUCUUCGAGUCGCAAGGCCGCAGCAGCAAGCAGAAGGCGGUCGAGCUGGAGGACAUCAAGUUCCACCAGUGCGUGCGGUUAGCUCGCUUCGAAAACGACCGCACCAUCAGCUUCAUCCCGCCGGACGGCGCCUUCGACCUGAUGACCUACCGCAUCAGCCAGAACAUCAAGCCCCUCAUCAUGGUGGACUGCCUGGUGGAGAAGCCCUCACGCAGCCGCACGGAGUACCUGGUGAAGGCGCGCUCGCAGUUCAAGGAGCGCAGCCAGGCCAACACGGUGGAGAUCAUGCUGCCGCUGCCGGCCGACGCCAUCUCGCCCGUGAUGAAGUGCAGCCAGGGCACCGCGGCGUACGUGCCUGAGAAGUCGGCGCUGGUGUGGACCAUCAAGAGCUUCCCGGGCGGCAAGGAGUACACGCUGCGGUGCCACUUUGGGCUGCCUUCAGUGGAGGCGGAGGAUGAGGGCAAGGGCAAGAUGCCGCCCAUCAAGGUGAAGUUCGAGAUCCCGUUCUUCACGGUGUCGGGCGUGCAGGUGCGCUACCUCAAGGUGAUUGAGAAGAGCGGCUACCAGGCGCUGCCGUGGGUGCGAUACAUCACCACGUCGGGCAACUAUGAGAUCCGCAUGGUUUAGGCAGAGGCUGGGAUGGUGCUGGUUAGGCGUGGUUUGGGUGGGGCGGGGGCUGUGGUUAUAGCGUGCAAUUAAGCUUGGCAGGGUUGGAAGAAGGAUAGGUUUGGGGAUAGAGCGGAGAGAUGGGUGUUCGCAGGGCAUGGACCAUGGCGGAUAUCAACGGGAGGAAGAUGGACUGCGCCCCAUGGGUCAUGGUUACUCAAAAUCCAAGUUGGACGUGGGGUUUGGAGGUGUUCACAUGGCUGUGCCCGAGGAUAGGGAGGGGUAUAGCGUCUAGAUAGGUGGUAUCGGCAGGCCUUUUUGUCAUAGGACUGGCAACCUAGCAAGGCGUGCUCCCUCGGUUAGGCAUGGCUUAUGAUGUGUUAGCAGUUAUGGGAGAGUGGAACCGUACCCGAGGGCUUCGAGUAGACUCUCUUGCAUACGAAGUGGUGGGCUUGGGGCUCAAGUAAGCAGGGUAACGAGCUGCGCUUACACGGCACGGUGGACUUAUUGGGGCCUGGUUGAGGGAUUUGGUCUGUCCCACCUACCCUAUUGUUGCUGGUGCUAAAGGGAAGCCAUGUCUUAUACCGAUGUUCAUUAUAGGCUUGGGUAGGCAUGGUUGAUAGCACUGGUACAUUUGGAACCGGUUUUGCUGCGCAACGGGAUUGCCGUCCAGGGACGGUAUCCUUUUUUCCUUAUGUAAGUCAAGCCCAGUGCUUGAAGGUGCUUGAAGAUGCUUUACCAUGGAGGUUUC
Molecule: messenger RNA, 2412 nt
Organism: Astrephomene gubernaculifera
Lineage: Eukaryota; Viridiplantae; Chlorophyta; Chlorophyceae; Chlamydomonadales; Astrephomenaceae
Source: the annotation of a GenBank genome assembly